Molecule: messenger RNA, 3484 nt
Organism: Prunus avium (sweet cherry)
Lineage: Eukaryota; Viridiplantae; Streptophyta; Magnoliopsida; Rosales; Rosaceae
Product: GDA1/CD39 nucleoside phosphatase family protein
Biological process (GO): nucleoside diphosphate catabolic process
Cellular component (GO): membrane
Molecular function (GO): nucleoside diphosphate phosphatase activity
Source: RefSeq, a predicted model, not a curated record
UCAAGCGGCUCAAAGAUUUGUCCCGCAAGAGAGAAAUACUGAAAUAAAUAAAACAGAGAGGAGGAAAAAUUACGUUAUUAAGGAAAGAAAAUAAAGAAAAGAAGAGAGAAAAGUCCCUUUUUUUUUUUUGGGUCGAAGAGAGAGAAGUCUUUGGCUUUGUGGGUUUGGUUGGAUCUAAAGAAGACGGAGACCGGUCCACAGAGAAACGAGAGAGGCGAGAAGAAGAUCAACAUCUCCUUUGCUGUUGCUUAACAAACGUUUAAGCAUUUGAUUAUAAAAAUGACGUAUUUUCGUUGUUCUGGUCGUCGUCCUCCUCCUCUCGAUCCUUCUCUUUGGAUUCCCUUAAGUUCCCCGUCUAGGUAAUUACCCACGGCCUGCUCUUGGUUUUUUCUGGGCGUUUGGCUUAUGUGCUCUUAGUACCCAACUAUAGUGUCACUCGGGAUCUAGACUCGGAUGUCAACUUCACUCCAACUGGUACAUUAUAUUUGCAUUUGCUAUUUGUUAUGCAUAUUUGCUUUCGUAAAUUUCUCAACUGUGUCAUAUUAUGUGAUUGAUUGAUGUUGUUGGGUAUGUUGAGAUUUCAUCCCUUUCUUUGCAACUCUUCGAAUUAGCCCUAAUAAAAAGGCCACCAACAGCAUAAGAAAAUGGUGUUUAGUCGAAUUGCCAAUAUAAUUUCUUCUGCAUCAAGUCGUUGGUCUAAUCCUCAGGGUUCCACUGUAUCUUCUCCUCCCAAAACGUGUGCCCAUGCUUUUGCCUUUGCCAAUCCUGCACGCAAUAAGAACCAUCUUCGACUCUCAUCAUCUCUCCAGGAUUUCUCCUCUUAUCAUCAUCAGCUCGAUCCUGAAGAUCCCCAUCCCAGCAUUGUUGCCCAUUCCGAAAACCCUCAUUCCUUAGAGAGAGAAACUGCUGCCUCCAGCUUCUCAAAGGAGAAAGGACUGCCAGGAGGAGGAAUCCUACCUGCCUGCAACAAGUUGGUUCGAGCCCUCAUGCUUCUGUGUUGUAUCUUGUUGUUCGGUUUUCUAAUUUAUUUGGUUUCCAUCUUCAUUUAUUCUUAUUGGUCUAAAGGAACUCCCAAAUUUUAUAUUGUGCUUGAUUGUGGAAGUACUGGAACUCGAGUUUAUGUAUAUCAAGCAUCCUUUGAUAAUGCGAAAGAUGGCACUUUUCCUAUUGCCAUGAAGUCAUUAACUGAAGGUCUUGAAAGAAAACCUAAUUCACACACUGGUCGAGCUUAUGAUCGAAUGGAAUCUGAGCCUGGGCUUGACAAGUUGGUUCAUAACAUUUCGGGCUUGAAGGCUGCAAUAAAACCACUUAUUCGAUGGGCAGAGAAGCAAAUCCCAGAGAAGGCACAUAAAACAACCUCGCUUUUCCUUUAUGCUACUGCAGGGGUGCGCAGACUGCCGAGUGUCGAUUCAAAGUGGCUUCUAGACAAUGCAUGGUCUAUACUCAAGAAUUCACCUUUCUUGUGCCAAAGAGACUGGGUUAAGAUUAUCAGUGGCCUAGAAGAAGCUUACUUUGGUUGGAUAGCCCUCAACCAUCAUACGGGCAUGCUGGGGGCCAAACCAAGAAAGCCAACAUUUGGUGCACUUGACUUGGGUGGUUCAUCGCUGCAGGUUACCUUUGAGAGUAAUGAACAUGUGCAUAACGAGACCAGUUUAAACCUUAGAAUUGGGGCUGUGAACCAUCAUCUCACUGCAUAUUCUCUCCCGAGCUACGGUUUAAAUGAUGCAUUCGACAAGUCUGUGGUUCAUCUUUUGGAGAAGCUUCCAGAAAUCACCAAGGCAGAACUAGUAAACGGGAAGGGAAAACUUAGGCACCCCUGCUUGCAGUCCGGAUACAAGGAGAAAUAUGUUUGUUCUGAAUGUGUUUCUAAAUUCCAAGAAGGUGGAAGCCCUGUGAUUGCAAAAAAGAGUUUGGGCAAAGGGGGAAGAUCAGGGAUUUCUGUGAUGCUUAGUGGUGCUCCAAAUUGGGAUGAAUGCAGUAAACUUGCAAGAAUUGCUGUCAAUUGGUCGGAAUGGUCCAAUAUAAACCCAGGAAUUGAUUGCGACUUGCAACCUUGUGCUCUUCCCGAUGGUCUACCCCGUCCUUAUGGGAAAUUCUUUGCGAUUUCUGGAUUUUUUGUGGUUUAUCGGUUUUUCAAUUUGACUUCAGAGGCAUCGCUUGAUGAUGUAUUGGAAAAGGGUCGGGAAUUUUGCGAAAGAACUUGGGAAGUUGCAAAGAACAGUGUUGCUCCUCAGCCCUUCAUUGAACAGUACUGCUUUAGAGCACCAUAUAUUGUAUUCUUGUUGAGAGAGGGCUUGCACAUUACAGAUAAUAAAGUUAUAAUUGGGUCUGGAAGAAUUACAUGGACACUUGGGGUUGCUCUGUUGGAAGCUGGGAAGGCACUUUCAACCAGAUUGGGCCUUCGCAGUUAUGAAAUAUUCCAGAUCAAGAUCAACCCAAUAUUUUUUAUUGCAGUUCUGUUUAUUUCGUUGCUUUUCCUCCUUUGUGCGUUAUCAUGUGUUGGAAAUUGGAUGCCAAAAUUUUUCUGGAGGUCAUAUCUCCCACUGUUUAGGACUAAUGGUGCAUCUUCUGCAUCCGUUCUGAGUAUUCCAUCGCCUUUUCGAUUCCAGCGCUGGAGUCCUAUUAGCCCUGGGGAUGGAAGAGUAAAGAUGCCUCUAAGUCCAACAAUUGCUGGUGGUCCGCAACGGAGACCAUUUGGCUUGGGGGAUAGUCUCAACAGUGGCAGUGGCAGUGGCAUCCAGUUAAUGGAGUCUUCCUUAUACCCAUCCACUAGCAGUAUGUCCCAUAGUUAUUCCUCAAAUAAUCUGGGCCAGAUGCAAUUUGACAGCAGUAGCAUGGGUUCCUUUUGGUCUCCUCACAGAUCUCAGAUGCGUCUUCAAAGCAGGCGAUCACAAUCUCGGGAAGACCUCAAUUCAUCGCUGGCUGAGGCACACAUGGUGAAAGUUUAAGGGAUGCUCAUCUGCAUAUUUUGGCGAAUUUUCCUGUUCCCCUUUGGCAGAAGGGGAAUUCACCUGUUAACAAGGCCGUAUUUCCUUGGGAUUUGGGUCAUGUUCACUGCUAUCCCAGUGAUUGUGAAAUUAUUUUUUGUGACAUCAAUCUUAUUGGACUAUCUUUUCACUCCCAAACAUCUUCAACUAUUACAUUCAAUCGGGGGAGAUACGCUGAGCUAAUACACGAGGCACCUGCCUGAUCGGAUCAGACAUCCAACUAUCAUAAGUUUUCAACACCAUACAUAUGAUAUUAGUAGAGGAGUCUUUUAUUGAAAUUAGCAGUCAAUUAACACAGAAUUUUCCUCCUCCAUGGGUUAGCAAAUGUUGACAUGAAAAGUGAUGACAGAUGAUUGCAGCAAUUAUAGUAAGAUAUACAAGUCCUCUCCUAUACAACCACUUACUGUUUAAAUAGUUGUAUACAUACUUUUAUUCUUUAAAUAGUCUCAACUUUAAAUUUCAACAUUAAUAUCGAAGGAAUGAAGAGAGAACCAAAA